AUGCCCGCGUCGCGUUCUUGGGUUGCCGCCCGCGCGGCCGCGGCCGCUGCCUCCGCCGUUGCCAGCGGCGACACGUCGGCCUCCGGCGGUGAGGAGCUCCUCUCCGCCGGCACCAUGCAUGGCCUCUUCUCGGCCGCCAACACCAGCCACAUCGGCGGCCCCUUCAACUUCUCGUCGAUCGCGCGCAUGCGCCGCGCCGAGGCCUCCUCCCCCCGGCACAUCGCGGCCCCCUGGUUCUCGGACAUCGGCGUGCUUUUCUUCCGCCGGGACCUGCUCGAGCGGCACUCCUCCCAGCCCGGCGUGCGCCUCCCCCCGUACGAGUCGUAUGAGCAGCUAAUGAACGCCGCGGCCGCCGUUCAACUGGCCGAGUCACUCCCUUCGGGGACCGGGUCCUCGCGGCCGGCCUCCGGCCAGGCCCCCACCACCGCCCAUCCGGCCGGGCACCACGGCCUCUCGGGGCUCCUCUUCUCGGCGGCCGUCAGCGAGUCGCUCACCUCCUUCACAGUGGAGCUGAUGAAUGCCCAUGGGGCCAGUCCCCUCAUCGAGCCCAAAACCCAGCGGUCGGCCAUCAGCUCCCCGCGCAACACCCUGGCCCUUUACCAGGCCCUGUCCUUCCUCCAGCGCGCGCCCUCUCACGAGGCCGCCGUCGCCUCCAUCACUUCCUCCCUCAGCAGCGAUGACGAAAAUGCCGUGGCCAAGUUCCGUGGCUGUCGGUCGGUCUUCCUCCGGUCCUGGCCCUCGCAGUACCGGAAACUCCGGUCCGGCAUGAUGCGCUGCAACAAUCUCUCCGACACGGCCGACGUCGGGGUCACCGCUCUGCCGGGUGGUGGGUCCAUCGGCGGCUGGGGCUGGGCGAUCUCCAAGGACGCCGUUGACCUGCGGGCAUGCCGCGAGGCUGUCAAGUUCCUCUCCAGCCCGGAUCUCCUGCGCGAUCGCGCCGAACGCCUCAGCUUCAUCCCCCCCCGGGUGUCGGUCGGCCGGGAGAUCUGCGCCCGGCAGGCCGCCGACGCUGGGCCCACCUGCUCCAAUGCCGCGGCCGGUGACCAGACCUCGGUCUUCGAGACCGGCGACAUGGACUCCGCCCAUCCGGACCUGGGCCCGGGAUUCUCCCUGCUCCCGGGCAACCCGCCGCCCUUCGCCUUUUGCGAGAUCCUCGGCCUGUCGCCCAAUUCCCCGGGGCUGGCGACCGACCCGGCCGCCUCCAACGCCCCGGCCCGGCCGAAGCACACCCUCGGCAGUGGCAUCCGCAGUGUGGUUCUCGACGCGGCGGCCGCCGUGGCCGCCCACUGGAAGCAGGCCCGCUCGGCGGUUCACUCCCUGGCCCCCUCCCCGGCGGCCCCGCUCUUCGCCCCCGACACCACGGUCUCCCUCGCGGACCUGGACCUGUCCUUCCACGCGGCCGGCGGCCACUUCCCCCUGGUCCGGCCCUAUCAGCCGGCCGGCUACCAGCCCGGGCUGGCCUCCUCCGGUGCCAUCACCAGCAGCGCCGGCGGCACGCACAACCGCUCGGCCCCGGCCCCGGCCCCGGCCCCGGCCCCGGUGCCGGCCUCAAGCGGCGGCCCUGACACCACCCCCCCGGAGCUGGCCCCCCACCCGGAGCCGGCCGCGCCGCUGGUCAACAGCUCCAACCAGUCCCCCGCGCCGCACAUCAUCAUCCCGGACGCCGCGGCCGAGGGGUUCUCCCUGCCGGAAACCGGCCCCUACCAAUUCCGCAGCGUGGUCCGGCCCUUUGCCCUGUCGAACACCAGCUACCGGGAGGUGUCCCACCUGGUGUCGGUCUGGUUCUACCGGCAGUUGUCGCGCUCGUCCGACCUGCCGCCGCUGCCCGACAGCCUGGCCGAAACCCCGGCCACCGGGGUCUUCGACCUGUCCUCCCUGUCCGGGCCGUCGGCCGCCGCCGCCCGGCGCCUGUCUCUCUCGCUGUCCGAGCUGGAGACCGACAUCAACUCCCUGCUGCAUGGUGCCUCGUAUGGGGACUUCUGCGGCAUGAAGUCCGGCAUCUCCAUCCCCUGUCGCACGAGCCUCUUCUGCCUGGGCAAUGCCUGUCGCAGCUUCUUCCUCAUUGCCUUCUUCAUCUCGAUCCCCUUCGUGGCCCUGCUUGGCGGGGUGAUGUUCCUGGUUUUCUCCGAUCGCCGGCCCGAGGCGGUCAACAGCUGGAAAGUCUGGAACGCCUACUCGCUCUCCUGGUCGGACCUAUCGCUUGAUAGUGAGCCCCUCGGCCGCGGGCACUUUGGCAUUGUCUAUCGAGGCCGGUACCGCGGCACCGAGGUGGCCGUCAAGCGCCUGCUCUCCUCCAAUGAGAUCAUGGAGUCCAGCACCGCCCUCCGCGAGUUCAAGGACGAGGCCCGUAUCCUCGGAUCCCUCCGGCACCCGAACAUCAUCCUCUUCAUGGGCGCCUGCUUCGAGCCCGGCAACUAUGCCCUGGUGACGGAGUACAUGCCGCUCGGCACCCUGUAUCGGGUGCUGCACAAUGGCGAUGUCCGUCUUGACUGGUCCCUGCGCAUGCGCAUGCUUCGGGACAUCUGCUGCGGCAUGGCCUUCCUCCACAGCUCCAAGCCCCCAAUCCUCCAUCGAGACCUCAAGAGCCCCAAUAUCCUGGUUGACAAGGAGUUCCGCCUGAAGGUGGCGGAUUUCGGCCUCACCGUUCUCAAGAACACGGACACCGAGGACGUCAAGAAGAAGGCUCGCCGGUCCCGGCGUCGGAAGCACUCCGGCCUUCUGGAGCGCUCGAUGUCCUACAUCAACGGCUUCCGGACCGACAUUCGCCGGGCCUUCACCGAGCCGCCCAGCCAGCACCCGCCGCACUUCUACCAGCAGCAUCCUCCCGGCCACGGCCCGCCAGGAGCCCCGGACCCCUCCCACAGCCAGAGUCGCGUCCGGUCCUUCCUGUCCAGUGCUUCCGGCAUGGCCAGCUACUUUGGCCGGUCGCUCGGCCGGCUGACCGCCUACCAGCUUCUGUCGCUGGGUCGUGUGAUCGGCGAGGCGGCCGCCCACCCGGCCGAUGGCCAUCACGGCGGCUACCAGAGCGAUCCGUACCUGUCGGACUUCGACGAGUCGGACACCGGCGCCGGAGCCCGACGCGACUAUGCCUGGGCAUCGCACGUUGCCCACUCGCUCGGGGGCCGUAUCACCCGCCUGGGCCGGUCCCUCAGCAUGUCGCUCGGUGAUGCGGCCCAGGCGGAUGACAGCCUGGCCGGCGGCGGCACCCGCUUCCACACCACCGGCAAUGCGCACUUCUCCGACGACUUCUAUGGCGACGACGAGGACGACUAUGACAGUGACUACGAUGAUGACGGCCUGAUGUCCGACAACCAGCCCAUGUUCCAGGGCACGCUCUUCUGGACCGCACCCGAGGUCCUCCAGCAGCACCCUUACACCGAGGCUUGCGAUGUCUACUCCUUCGCCAUCAUCUGCUGGGAGGUGAUGACGCGCGAGCAGCUGUACCCCGACCAGCACCCGAUGUCGGUCGGCUACCGGGUCCUGAUGGAGGACAUGCGGCCACCCAUCCCGGAAGCCUUCCCCGAGCACCUGGCCAGCACCAUCACCACCUGCUGGUCCAAGGACCCGGAGGAGCGCACCCCCUUCAAGGACCUGCUGCCGAUGUUCGAGAACCUGGCCUCGCCGCAUCUCAGCGACUUCAUCAACCGGCUGGGGGAGUUCCGCGCGCUCAAUCGCUUUGACGAUGGCCAUGUGGACUUGUCGGCCCUGCUGGACAGCAUUUCCCCGGAGAUCGCCCCGCCGGAUGGCGACCGGGUGGUCUUCACCCACACGGAUGUCGAGCGCUGGACGCACAUGUGGAAUUGCAGCCCCACGGCCAUGGCCAGCGCCAUGCGCGGGUAUCAUCUGCUCCUGCGGCAGCUCCUGCGCGGGUCCGGCGGCUUCGAGGUGUCCAUCGACGGGCGCAUUUGCGUGGCCGCCUUCCGCGACGUGUCGAAGGCCGUGUACUUCGGCCUGAAGCUGCAGCACAUGCUGCUGGAGCAUCAGUGGCCGGCGGAAAUCGAGGACCUCUGCCCGCGCGUGGUGGCCCCGGGCCCCAAUGGCCGGGUGCUCUUCGCCGGGUUCCGCACCCGCAUGGCCAUCCACAUCGGCAAGCCGACCCUCGGCUCGCACCCGAUCACCCACCGGGUCACAUACACCGGGCCCACCCUCAACCAUGUGUACAUGCUGUCCUCCACGGCCAAGGGCGGGCAGAUUCUCCUGUCGCGCGAGGCGUCGCGCCAAUUCCAGGAGGUCCUCGAUGCCUCGGAGUGGCCCUUCGCCGAUAUCACCCCCAAGUUGGAGUACGCCGGCGAGGUGAAGCUGCACAAGGAAUUCUUCGAGUGCAUGCACGUGGUGUCGGAUGCCCUGCGCGAGCGGGUCUUCGACAACCGGGCCGACGCGGUCCUCAGCGGCGGCGGCGUCAGCGGCGUCAGCAGCACCCCCAGCUCCAGUGGCGGGGCCCUCAGUGGCGGCAGCGGCGGCGGCGGCGGCGGCGGCGACGACAGCGAGAUGUCGGUCUUCGGCUCGUACAUGGAGAGCCACCGGUGGCACAUCCCCCCGGGGGAGAUCGAAUUCGACCAGCCCUCCAGCAGUGUCCUCAUGAGCCAGUCGUCGGGCAACUUGCUGGACCUGCCCUCGACCGCGUCGGCGGCCCCCUCGCGCACGUCGCGCAUUGCCUACUGCUCCGAGGGCGAGGUCUUCCGCGGGACCUGGCGCAAUAUGCCGAUCGCGGCCAAGCGCCUGGAGCUCCGGCGCAUCCGCUCCGGCGCGCCCUUCUCCAGCAUCGCCCACUCGGUGUCCAGCAGCCCGAGCUCCUCCUUCCCGGACUCGGCCUCGCAUCCGACCAUGCGUCGUCGGGCCGGUGCCGCGCUCGGCACCCGCGCCGCGCACCAUGCCCUGCUGGAGCUGUCCACCGAGCUGUCCACCGUCCUGUCGCUGCGCCAUCCGAAUCUCCUGCUAUACAUGGGGGCUGGCGCCGAUGAUCGCCACAUCUACCUGGUGUCGGAGCUGAUGGAGCGCGGCAACCUGCUGGACCUCAUUCGGCGCAAUGUCAACCUCGAGAUGGGCUUCCGCCUGCGCAUCAUCCUCGACGUGGCCAACGCCUUCAACUAUCUUCACCAGUUCCAGCCGUCCAUUGUCCACGGUCGCUUCAAGACCCCCAACGUCCUGAUCGGCAACUCGUGGCAAAUCAAGAUCUCCGGUUACGGCAUGGACCGGAUCUUCGGUCGGCCGGACUCCGUGUCGGUGGUGGACUACUGGGCCUCGCCGGAGGUCCUGCGCGGGUCCCCGGCCGAUGUCAAGAGCGAUGUCUUCUCCUUCGGCUUGAUGAUGUUCGAGGCGCUGACCAUGAGCCAGGCCUUCAUCGACCAGCGCAAGGACAUCAAGUGGAUCAAUGAUGUGGUGGAGAACAACCUCCGCCCGGUGAUUCCCUCGACGCUGGCCCCCUUCGAGCGCCUGCUGACCGAGUGCUGGCACCGGGACCCGGAGCUUCGCCCCUCCUUCGUCCAGAUUACUCGCAGCUUGCGGACCAUCUGCGACCAGCAGGAGGCCCGGGCGCCGAAUGGGCGCCGGGCCGUGGUCGACCGGCCGUCCUUCGGCGGGGACCUGUCCCCGGGGGCCGGACCCCUGGGGGCCUUCCCCGAGGCACGCACCAGUGCCGGUGGCCAGCUUUCCCAUCAGCAGCACCCGCAUGGCGGCCCGUCGCAGCGCCAGCGCCCGAGCCUGCCCGUGCCCCCGGGCCGGCAGUCUUCCCGCACCGGCGGUGGUGCCCAUGGGCCGCGGUCCCCCUCGGCCGGGCCGCCCAGCCGCACGCCAUCCUCCAGUGGCGGGGGGUCGGCCCUUCGCGAUCCCCUGGCGGCCGGUUCUCGGGCCGAUGCCGGGCCCGGUGCCCACGAGGCCGCCGGCCCGACAGCAGCCCACCAUCCGAAGCGCUCCUCGCGCGAUGACACCACCCGGUCCUCCCAGUCGGACAUGCAUCACACCCAUGUAACCGGGGCCCACCUGUACCACCAGCUCCUGAGCCGCACCCGCUCGGCCAACCUCACCCGGACCAACAGCAUGCCGAACAUCUACCGGCCGGGUGGCGGGUCGGCCCUCUCCUCGCCGAUCCCCUCGCCGGCGGUGCCCUCUUCGCCGGCCGAGCGCAGCCCGGCCCCAUCGCCCUCCCCACCCCCGGAGGCCGCUUCCCUCGCUGCCGGCUCUUCAGACGCGACUCCGGUCCAUGGGACGCGCUUUUCCGCGUACCUCGACUCGGAUGAUGCCCCCCCGGCGGCGGCGGUCUCGGCGGCGGCGGCGGCGGCGGGGCCGCCCUCCCGGCGCGCCGGCCACACCGCCGCCCACGCCGGCGAGGAGCAGGCCCACGCCGGCGGGGACAGCCCCGGGCUGUCUUCCCCCCCGGCUGCCAGUGUGUCCCCCCUGCUGGGGCACAUGAAUCCGGACUUUUCGCUGGAGGCUUCCAUGCCCCCCCUGGCCGGCAGGUCGAUCUCCUCCUCCUCCUCCUCCUCCUCUAUCUCGGCCUCGGCCUCCCCCAGUCCUUGUGCAGCCACCGCCCCGCCGGCGGUGGGUUCCGUGGUCGCGAGCGCCGCCGAGCCGCCCGGCCAGCUGCCUGACCCGGCCGCGCCCGCCUCCGCCAGCCCCACCUCCACCACCGCCGGCGGUGGCCGCUCAGCAGCCCCCCGGAUGGUGGUCAACACUGCCGCUCCCGCUGGCAGUGGGCUUGCCCUGCUGCAGGUGGCUGCCUCCGGGCAGAGUGCCGAGGCGGGCGAGGCGUCCCCCUCGCACGCGCCGGCCCCCAGCCCAGACAUGCUGCUCGAUGGCCCGGCGGCGUCUGAGGACCCGGUGCCGGGGGCGGCCCCGGCCGGCACUCCGUCGCCGACCGCCGCGGCGCCGGCGGCGGCGGCGGCGGUGGCCAUGCCGGCCUCCGUGGCCGUGAUCGCCCCGGCCAGUCCGCCGCCAGCCGCCCCGCUGGUCAAGACCGGGCCGACCGGCACCUCCUCCCUGCCGCCCCUCCCUCGGCCCGGGCCCGGGCCCGGGCCCGGGGCCAUCGGGGUUCCCAGCAUCGCGUCCUCGGGUGGUGGCCCCGCGCGCCGGGCCCUCUUUGCCGCCCGGCCGCACGUCGCCAGCACCCUCAGCCAGGUGAGCUUCCCAUCGGACGAGAGCUCCUGCGAGAACCUCGGGGUCUAUUCCUCGGACCUGCUGGCCUUCGACACGUCUCUCGAGGCGGAGGACCUUCUCCUGUCGUCGGGCUCGCCUCCCGAGGAGAAGGCGCCGGUCGCGGUCGAGUCGCCCGCCUCCCCGGUGGAGCUGGCCCAGGACUAG
Molecule: messenger RNA, 7296 nt
Organism: Fonticula alba
Lineage: Eukaryota; Rotosphaerida; Fonticulaceae
Product: TKL/DRK protein kinase
Exons: 9
Coding region: 1-7296 (2431 amino acids)
Biological process (GO): cyclic nucleotide biosynthetic process; intracellular signal transduction; protein phosphorylation
Molecular function (GO): ATP binding; protein kinase activity
Source: RefSeq, a predicted model, not a curated record